Messenger RNA from Trifolium pratense (red clover), 1281 nucleotides. RefSeq names its product transmembrane emp24 domain-containing protein p24beta2-like. The record is from RefSeq and is a predicted model, not a curated record. Gene Ontology annotation, cellular component: endoplasmic reticulum-Golgi intermediate compartment; Golgi apparatus; endoplasmic reticulum. NCBI's taxonomy places the organism in Eukaryota, Viridiplantae, Streptophyta, Magnoliopsida, Fabales, Fabaceae. The coding region runs from base 137 to 769 and encodes 210 amino acids. The transcript is spliced from 4 exons. Gene Ontology annotation, biological process: Golgi organization; endoplasmic reticulum to Golgi vesicle-mediated transport; intracellular protein transport.
AAUUGUCUAAAGGGACAAUGUGAAAUUAAUGAGAAUUUAGAAAUCUAACUCUAAUUUUUUUUUUUUUAUUACAUAGAGGAUAAAAGCCCAAAAAUCUAACGCUAAUUUUGCUGAAUGUGUUCAUGUAGUGAUAGAGAUGAAGGUGGGGACACACAAUGUUGCCAUUGCAUUUUCAAUCAUAUUAUUAUCCAACAUUAAUGUUGUUUUUGGGAUUAGAUUUGUGAUUGAUAGAGAAGAAUGUUUCUCUCAUAAUGUUCAAUAUGAAGGUGAUACAGUUCAUGCUUCAUUUGUUGUGAUUAGCGCUAGUGAUUCAACUUGGCCAUUAACUCAAGAAGGUUUAGACGUUACGGUUAAAGGACCUUCUGGUGAUCAAGUUCGAGAUUUUCGUGGUAAGGUAAGCGAGAAAUUCGAUUUUGUAGCUCGAACUAGAGGACCCUAUCGUUUCUGCUUCACUAACAAGUCACCUUAUCGGGAAAAAAUUGACUUCGAUGUUCAUUCUAACCAUUUUUCAACCUUUGAUCAACAUGCACAAGAUGAGCAUUUUACUCCCUUGAUAGACCAAAUAAUUAAGUUAGAGGAAGCUCUUUUCAACAUUCAGUAUGAACAACAUUGGCUUGAGGCUCAAACAGAACGCCAAGCAAUAGUAAAUAAUGCAAUGAGUUCCAGAGCAAUUCACAAGGCCUUACUUGAAUCAGCAGCACUAAUUGGUGCAAGCACCCUCCAAGUUUAUCUUCUUCGCCGCCUCUUUGAAAGAAAGCUUGGUUUGUAGAAAACUACAAUCAUCUGUAUGUUGAUUUUGAAGCAAAGCUUGUCAAUCCACCAAAUUUUGUUUCCCUUUGUAUGUUAAAUAGUAUUCAUAGAAGUGUUACUUUGUAUUCGCAAUGAAUUUGACAAAAUCACAGUGUCGCCAUGAUUUUGUCAAGUCCAUUGUGAUUCUAAACAUAGCUUAUAUAGUUCUUUUUAGACACAUGAACGUGUAUUUUUGUCUCCCUAUAGUAUGCUGCACAAAAAGCAUUAUUUUUUUUUUAUGCAAAGUUAUGUAAGCAUUAUAUGUAUGGAUAUGUUAAAUUUGUGAAAAUUGUUUUUAUUUGUAUUAAUUAAUGAUGAUUAUAAAUACAAUCUUAUUUUUCAUUUAUUUUUCGUAUUUUUAUGGGAAUAAGGUAUAAUAUAAGUUAGCCUUUAUUAUUAAAACACUUGGUAGCAAAGUUAACUUUUGUAAUUAUUAGUAAAUUAGUAAAAAUGACAAUAUUCUUAAAAUUCAAAGAGAGAAAGGAAAUAAAU